AUGGGAGGAGAAAUUUGGAGACUUUCCGAGGAAUUGAGGAGAGAUGCUAUUUUGGGGGUAUGUGGUGAGAGUAAUGGCUGCUUAGCUGAGUUUAAAGGUGGUGUUGGUGGUUGUAUCAAUGUGAACAAAUCUCCAUCUUACACGGACCUGUCUAGGUUUCGCGACGCAACUAUCAUCUCAUCUCCUCUGUUUCACCGGUCAAAUCAAUUUCUUAUUGUUCUUCUUAACCCAGUCCAUUUUGUAAGGCAAAAAAGUAAAGACUUUUACGCAGUUUUGUGGAACUUACUUGAUUCAAUUCAAUUCGAUUCCUGGUUUUGCCAGCAAGAUUGGCACGAACUCGAGCGGAAGACAUCUGUAGCGGUUGCUCUGUCCGAUUACUGGUCGAUCCUUUGA
Messenger RNA from Microthlaspi erraticum, 393 nucleotides. NCBI's taxonomy places the organism in Eukaryota, Viridiplantae, Streptophyta, Magnoliopsida, Brassicales, Brassicaceae. The record is from the annotation of a GenBank genome assembly.